AUGCGUCUCGUGAUUACGGUGGGCGCUUUAGUGCCGGUCGUCGCUCUUGCUGGACCUUUGACGACAAUCACACCUUGUCCAAACGCCCCAAGCAUAUCGGCAACUCCGAUCAUCGUGACCGUGCAGCACCAAACUGUGUCAACCUGUUCCGGAAUAUCAGCAUGCUUCAAGGGAGAUUGUACCACCAGAUAUUCUCUAGACACAUUUGCGUAUGUUAGCACUGUUAUCCCAGCGGCAUGGGAUGGUACUUCGGUCCAUGCGACCACAGUCACUUCUACCGCUCAAACGGUGACAGUGUCUCGAUUCCGUUCGACAAUCACCAAAUCUGCCACCGCCACAGCUGUCGUCAACAACGGGACCACUUCUCACGCUUCUCCAAGACCUGUCUACCUCACUAUUGCCAAAGAUUAUAUGGUUGCCUACAAUGAAAUUGGCCCUUUGGCGAUUCCAGGCUAUGGCGGAAGUGGUCUUUGCAAGGAAUGUGAUGUGCAGCAAGAUGGAAGUCGGUCUCAGGUCGUCAACGUUAUCGAGUGCAGGGCAGGUCCCGUUGGGGCUUGUUGCAUGGGUUACGCAGAGACGUGGAUCUCCGAGCCGGCAACUGCCUCAUCUUCGACGACAGUGGCACCUCUGGCAACCAGAUUCGUGGCUCCUUCGGCCGGGAUCUAUACUUUCACAUUCACUUUGACAGCUCCUAGCCAUACCAUUACUGCUGGAGUCGAAGCCAUCACUAUCGCCCCCAGCCCUUACUUUCACCAGGUCAUCCGUGAAUGCCACCGGCCCCGAGAGGUUGUUGAUUUUACCGUUGUCGUUACCAAAACAAUAUACUGGACCAUACCCUGCAGCAUACAGCCACCAUGGACUUCAAGCGCUGUUCCAAUUCCCACUGGGUCCCACGAAAUUCCAGGCUUUCGUCGACCGGUCAAAGGGCCGAACGUAUCUCUCGAUAACCUAAUUGGCAAUGCUUAUGGAUGGGCUGACUGGGGGAACGACGAUGUGACCAACCCUAGCCUUCCUCUUCCUCAGGAUUGGGCCGACUGGACUUCCAUUUACUCGCAAUCCAUUACUGAGACCGAAUCUCCUAGCGUAUCUCCGAGUUCGAGCUUUGGCUCCAGCAGCGGGUCUGCGAGCAAUUCGUACACAACGACCUCCAGCACAUACAUCUCGUUGGGGACUGGAGCGACUAGCAGUUCUCCUAACCCCAGCUCCCCGCAAUCCUCCCUGACCGCCACCUCUGUUGUCAACACUUCUGCUGCGGAGACUACUUGA
Fonsecaea multimorphosa CBS 102226 is the source of this 1266-nucleotide messenger RNA. RefSeq lists its product as uncharacterized. The record is from RefSeq and is a predicted model, not a curated record. The coding region runs from base 1 to 1266 and encodes 421 amino acids. Lineage: Eukaryota; Fungi; Ascomycota; Eurotiomycetes; Chaetothyriales; Herpotrichiellaceae. The transcript has a single exon.